AUGCGAGCGUCGCUUCCACAGGCUGCCCUUCGUUCGGCUUCGAGCCGGCCCAUGGCUGCGCCAGCUCUGCACACUUCGUGUGGCGCCGCCCUCUCGAGUCAGCUCGCUACCGCUCCCACAUAUCUGGGCCAACGACGAGGCCUGUUCGGCUUCUCGCUCUUUGGAGGUAAGAAGAGCAAGAAGAACGAUCCCUUCGCCCUUCCUCCGCGCGCCGCCAAGAAACCCCUACUCGCCCAGGAUGAUCUCUUCCACCCUUUCUCCAAGUCGCCCAUCCCCUCGAUCCGCGCGCGCGGAGAGCGCAUCCGCUCGCUGGCACCCUGCCCCGUCAGCAUGUCCAAGUACAAGGUCAGACGUCUGGUCAACUUUGAGUGCCCCGACUGCGGGUGGCCCACGCACUAUAGCGAGAAGGAGUGGGCCGAAGACACCGAGCACGGCAAGUACGUUGCGCGUCUGCGCGAGGCCAACGAAGACGAGCACGACCUCCGCAGCGGCCGUGAGAUGUCCGAAUUCAAGCUGCCUGGCCCGCAAGGCUUCGAGGAGACCAUCAACAUGUCCAACUGGGACGUCUUCUUCUACACGCGCAACUUCAACUCAAUAGAGUCGGAUCGCAGCCGACGCCAUGUCAGCAAGCUCCUCACCUUCCCCACCACCAUGGGCGCCGUCAUCCACGAGAACAGCCCCUUCACCAAAAAGUCGCGCAGACUCACGCACGAGGGCCUUCGCAGCAUGAUCGCCCUGCGUCAGACCCUUCACCCCAAGGCAGGCGACAAGCCUUCCCUUGACAAGAUGCGAAUCUUUGUCGUCGGUGCACGAGCAGAGUCGACGCUGCCUCCGGCCGUGUGGGACCAGCUGACUUACAUGUUCCCCGGCGUCCCCUUCCACCUCUUCCUCAUCGGCCCCGAGGCGCACAUCCCCACCGACAAGCAGGUGCAGAUGCAGGAUCGCGCCGCUCCGGGAUCCGGAGGCAUCUCGAUGCACAAGGGCCGUGUACGAACUUCAAACUACGGCGUUCCUUCGCGCACCGUCGUUGUCUCUGAGGGUCUCACCGUCACCACCAUCCAGUCCAAGUACGAAGACGUGCACGCCCAGCUCGAGCCCUUUGACGCCUACACCGACGUCUUCUUUGCGUUCAGCCCUGGCUUUGGAUUCCCCUCGCAGAUCGCCGUCGAGGAGGCCGACCAGGCACGACAGGACGAACGUGACCACGAAGCGCACUUUGCGCGUGCCAAGAGCACCUACCAUGCUGCUGGCGCUGAGAGCGCCGAGUCCACCGAGGCAUCGGCGCAGAAGGCGGCCGAUGACGCCGUGGAGCUGGCCAAGGCGCAGAUCGCCGAACAGCAGCAGCAGACCGGCGCCUCGGGUGCAGUUCCCGAUGCUGCCGCUUCGCCGAGCCGAGCGGCGUACACGGUGGAUGCGACAUCGUCGCCCGAGGGCGGAGAUGUGCCUUCGGAAGAGCCUGCGCCUGUGCUAGCGUCUGCGGACGGACACACAUUCACGGCGCUGACUGCGGCACCAGUGGUGCAGGCUCAGCGCGAGUGGGCGCGUGCCAUCGGUCAGAUCCUCUCGACGCGCUGUGCGCUCAUCGCCACGGGCUUCUCGCCCGCUGAUGUGGAGCGCGACGUGCUGGCGUUUGAGAGCGUCGACGGCGUGCGCGGCGAGUUCGACUGGCUCGUCACGCCCGGUGAGAACCCGUUUGCGUCGCAGCAGUGGGCGGUGGCCGACUUUGACCCGCGCGUCGCCGUCAAGGCCAACUGGGGCAUCUGGGCCGUCCGAGGAAAGCGCUACGACAUCCAGGGCCCCACCGGCUACUGA
Molecule: messenger RNA, 1812 nt
Organism: Moesziomyces antarcticus
Lineage: Eukaryota; Fungi; Basidiomycota; Ustilaginomycetes; Ustilaginales; Ustilaginaceae
Exons: 1
Coding region: 1-1812 (603 amino acids)
Cellular component (GO): extrinsic component of mitochondrial inner membrane
Source: RefSeq, a predicted model, not a curated record